Molecule: messenger RNA, 1106 nt
Organism: Scheffersomyces amazonensis
Lineage: Eukaryota; Fungi; Ascomycota; Pichiomycetes; Serinales; Debaryomycetaceae
Gene: SUI2
Product: translation initiation factor eIF2 subunit alpha
Exons: 1
Coding region: 89-1003 (304 amino acids)
Biological process (GO): translational initiation
Cellular component (GO): eukaryotic 48S preinitiation complex; eukaryotic translation initiation factor 2 complex
Molecular function (GO): translation initiation factor activity; ribosome binding; RNA binding
Source: RefSeq, a predicted model, not a curated record
CACUGAAUUCAGGGCCUACUUAAGAAAUUAUCAAAUAACCCAUAAAGUUAUUUACUGGAAAAGUUGAAAUUCACCUUACAUAUACAAGAUGAGUUCUUCACAAUGCAGAUUUUAUGAGAAUAAGUAUCCUGAAGUGGAUGAAGUUGUCAUGGUCAAUGUUCAAGAGAUUGCUGAAAUGGGAGCUUAUGUAAAAUUAUUGGAAUAUGAUAAUAUUGAAGGAAUGGUAUUGUUAUCUGAAUUGUCUAGAAGGCGUAUUCGUUCCAUUCAAAAGUUAAUUCGUGUUGGUAAAAAUGAAGUUGCUGUUGUAUUAAGAGUUGAUAAAGAAAAGGGUUAUAUUGAUUUAUCUAAAAGAAGAGUUUCAGCUGAAGAUAUAGUUAAAUGUGAUGAAAGAUAUAAUAAAUCUAAAGCAGUACACUCUAUUUUAAGACAUUGUGCUGAAAAAUUCAAUGUUUCAUUAGAAACUUUAUAUCAAACCAUUGGCUGGCCAUUAAGUAGAAAAUUUGGUCAUGCUUAUGAUGCAUUUAAAUUAUCAAUUACUGAUCCAACCAUUUUUGAAGAAAUUGAAGCACCAUCUGUAGAUAUAUUGGAAGAAUUAAAAUUAUACAUUUCUAGAAGAUUAACUCCUCAAGCCAUUAAAAUAAGAGCUGAUGUUGAAGUUUCAUGUUUUAGUUACGAAGGUAUUGAUGCUAUUAAAGAAGCUUUAUUUGCAGCUGAAAGUGUUUCAACUGAACAAAUGCAAGUUAAAGCUAAAUUAGUGGCUGCACCAUUAUAUGUUAUCUCAGUUCAAGCAUUAGAUAAAAAUCAAGGUAUUAAAUUAUUAGAAAGUGCCAUUGAAAAAAUAACCGAAACUAUUAAACUGAAAGGUGGUAUUUGUAAAGUCACCUUGGCUCCAAAAGCUGUUACUGCUACUGAAGAUGCUCAAUUACAAGCAUUAUUGGAAAGAAAAGAAGCUGAAGAAACUGUUUCUUCUGAUGAAGAAGAAGGAGAAGAUAUCCUUGAUUAGUAAUAACAGUAUAUAGUAUAUACAUUUCUAUUUUAUCUUGUAGUUAUACAUAUUUUUAUACAAAUUUCUAAUUAAUAUAUUAGUUCAUUAAGUCUUUUUUUUU